Solanum pennellii is the source of this 2675-nucleotide messenger RNA. Its product is annotated as probable boron transporter 7. The transcript has 14 exons. The record is from RefSeq and is a predicted model, not a curated record. The coding region runs from base 317 to 2287 and encodes 656 amino acids. Gene Ontology annotation, molecular function: solute:inorganic anion antiporter activity. Gene Ontology annotation, biological process: transmembrane transport; monoatomic ion homeostasis; monoatomic anion transport. Gene Ontology annotation, cellular component: plasma membrane. NCBI's taxonomy places the organism in Eukaryota, Viridiplantae, Streptophyta, Magnoliopsida, Solanales, Solanaceae.
ACCUGUGUUCCUCUUCUUCAUCCACCAUUAACGGAUGUCGAGAAAAUAGGAAGCGAACGACGGAUAUAGAGAGAGAAAGGAGAACCAAAGAGUUUUUACUUGCUUUAUUUCUCCUCUUAUAUCAUUUAUUAUUAUUAGACUCUUCACAUCUUCAUCUCCAGGCGGCAAGUUUUGCCGCCGGAUUGAAAAAAAUUAAAAAAAAAAACUAUACCAUUCUUCACUGAUUAAUCAAAUCAUCACCAUUUCCCAUUACUUUUUUUUUCUUUUUAAUUUCUCCUCUAUUCCUUUCCUGCAUCAUCUUUGAUUUGUUUAAUCGAUGGAGCAACCAAAAACUCCCUUCAAGGGAGUCAUUGAUGAUGUUAAAGGAAGGAUAACAUGCUAUAAACGCGAUUGGCUCGACUCAUGUGGUACAGGCGUGAGGAUAUUGGCUCCAACAGCAUACAUUUUCUUUGCUUCUGCUCUUCCUGUUAUUGCUUUCGGGGAGCAAUUGAGUAGAGAAACAGAUGGAGCUAUGAGCACAGUUGAAACUCUUGCUUCUACUGCUAUAUGUGGAAUCAUCCAUUCAAUUUUCGGUGGACAGCCUCUCUUGAUCUUAGGAGUUGCAGAGCCUACCAUCAUCAUGUACACCUACUUGUACAAUUUUGUGAAGGGUAGACCAGAAAUGGGGCCAAAGUUGUUUGUCGCCUGGGCAGGAUGGGUUUGUGUGUGGACCGCGUUGAUGUUGUUUCUUCUUGCUAUAUUCAACGCUUGCAAUAUCAUCCCUAGGUUUACGAGGCUUGCAGGGGAACUCUUUGGCAUGUUAAUCACAGUUCUUUUCCUCCAAGAGGCUAUAAAGGGAGUAGUGAGUGAAUUUUCAAUUCCAAAAGGUGAAAAUCCAGAACGAGAGGAGUUCCACUUUGAAUGGCUCUACACCAAUGGGUUAUUGGCAGUUAUUUUCUCGUUUGGUGUGCUUUUAGCUUCUCUUAAAAGUAGAGGAGCUAGAUCAUGGCGUUAUGGUACAGGUUGGAUGCGAAGUUUUAUAGCCGACUAUGGGGUUCCCCUUAUGGUUGUGUUAUGGACAGCAAUGUCUUUCGGUGUGCCUGGAAAAAUUCCUUCUGAAGUUCCUCGAAGGCUCUUUUGUCCUCUCCCUUGGGAGGCUAAAUCAUUAUACCACUGGACUGUGAUCAAGGAUAUGGUAAGGGUCCCGGUGUUGUAUAUCUUUGCUGCCAUCAUUCCAGCUCUGAUGAUAGCUGGUCUAUACUUUUUCGAUCAUAGUGUUGCUGCACAGAUGGCACAACAGAGCGAGUUCAAUCUUAAAAACCCAUCUGCUUACCAUUAUGAUCUGUUUUUGCUUGGAGUCAUGACUUUGAUAUGCGGAUUACUUGGGAUUCCCCCUUCAAAUGGGGUACUUCCACAAUCACCAAUGCAUACAAAGAGCCUUGCUGUACUCAAGAGACAGCUGAUUCGGAAGAAAAUGGUGAAGAGUGCGAAGGAAGGUAUUAAGCAGAAUGCAACAAAAUCAGAGAUAUACGGAAAGAUGCAUGCCGUUUUCGUUGAGAUGGAUGCUACAUCAAAGCGCACGGCAGAUAGGGAUUUGGAGAACUUGAAGGCAGCUGUAAUGAAACAUGAAGAUGGAGAAAAUGGAACAGACGGAAAAUUUGACCUUGAGAAGCACAUUGAUGCACACUUGCCUGUCCGAGUAAAUGAGCAAAGAGUCAGCAACUUUUUGCAAUCUCUACUUGUGGGAUGUAGUGUGUUUGCUAUACCUGUGAUCCGUAGGAUACCCACCUCAGUUCUUUGGGGAUAUUUUGCCUACAUGGCCAUUGACAGUCUCCCUGGUAAUCAAUUCUGGGAGAGGCUGCUGUUGCUUUUCAUUCCUUCGGGUAGAAGAUUCAAGGUAUUUGAAGGGCUCCAUGCCUCCUAUAUUGCGUCGGUCCCAUUCAAAUACAUUGUCAAGUUUACGAUGCUCCAGUUGGUGUAUUUCUUAAUUUGCUUUGGAGUAACAUGGAUACCUAUUGCUGGAAUACUAUUCCCUGUGCUUUUCUUCCUUCUCAUAGCUGUAAGAGAGCAUGUUCUUCCCAAGUUUUUCCCAUCUGAGUAUCUUAAGGAAUUAGAUGCAGCUGAGUACGAAGAAAUUGCUGGUGUUCCUAAGGAGAGAGAGAUAGCUGAUGAAGAAAAUGAUGAUGAUUUCUCUGAUUCUGAGAUAUUGGAUGAGAUGACAACACACAGAGGUGAACUAAAACAUAGAUCUGUCAGCCUCACCGAAAGGCAGCAUCAGGUGUAUCCACACGACACACCUGGAAUGUAAUGGCACCUGAUGCAUCAACGUAAAUGAUACAACUCAUUGCGACUCUCAAUCAAAGUACUUCCAGGGGGGUCAUUAUAAUUUUGACAAAUCUUUUCAGUUGUGAAAAAUGUGUAAUAGAAAGAAUACAUAAAAAGAAAGAUGUGAGUAGAUAAGAGCGGGAGAUGAAGAUAUAACAAAAGAAAAAAAGAAGGAAAAAAGCACGAGAUCUUUUGUACAAACUUAUAUUCUUUCAUAGUAAUGAAGCUAAGUAAUAUAGAAGUUUGCUGCUGGUUGAAAAAUUUGUAUAAUUCUGAAUGCUUUUUUUUUUGUGUUAUUAUUUCAUUUUUUGGCAAAGGUUGAAGGUGUUGACUAGAUGAUGUUUGUAUUAUACAAAUGAGUCACUGUGAAA